Fusarium keratoplasticum is the source of this 2229-nucleotide messenger RNA. RefSeq lists its product as uncharacterized. The record is from RefSeq and is a predicted model, not a curated record. The transcript is spliced from 5 exons. NCBI's taxonomy places the organism in Eukaryota, Fungi, Ascomycota, Sordariomycetes, Hypocreales, Nectriaceae. The coding region runs from base 22 to 2229 and encodes 735 amino acids.
AGUCAGCCUAAGCCCGAGAGAAUGGAGGUGACGGGCCUGGUAGCCUCCUGCGUCGGAAUCUCCGGCAUUGCCCUCAAGGCUGUGAACCGCCUCGACGGGCUGAUUCAGCGGUUCGAGACCUCGUCUGCCUCCCUUAAUGCCCUCAAGGCUCAGGUACGGGGUUUCUACUACGCCGUUGAAAACAUCCGGCGCGUGCUGCAGGAUGCUGAUAGCAGCAACUCCUUGGCGAUGACAACCGGCGAGGCGCAGCUUCAAAUUCAAGACGCCGUGGAGGCAGGGCGAGCCAUCAUCAGAGAGCUGGAGCUGGAGAUCUCCGAGGUCCUAGAUGAGGAUGCUGCGAGGGGGAAGGACAAGGACCUCUCCAAGACCGCAAAGGCUCGGCUUCUUUGGCAUGAUGAUCAGGUGCAGCGGUGGAGCGAUCUGCUACAUCGGCAGACAAGCGCCCUGAUGCUCAUUCUCCAUACGCAACAACUACUUCGAGGUGGGUUCUUCGAGCCUAGUCCGAUGUCAGAGCGGACCGCAAGACCUCUCGCCACUGAAAAUAUUGCUGCCGGCCUUGAGGCUAUUGGCUUGGACAUGGAGCAGCACACGGUACCGAGACAAUUGAUUGAGUUCGGCGAGCAUCUUGGUAAGAGUCUGAGUGAGGACGUUUCAUCCUCUCAAUCUUCAGACACCAAAGUGUUGAGCUCAUCGGCCAGCGUCUCGUCAAUCAACGACGACUCCAAGAUGAAGAAGACAACUUCAAGGAGGUCCUGGCGUUUAAGCAAAGAGUCAAAAAGUAAAAAGGCGGCAAGCGAUGGCAAGCAACAGAAGCAGACGCAAAGACCGCCUCCUCCCCAACCUUCACCUGCACCACCUCCUCGCCAACUUUUCGACAUUGCCGAGGAGUCUGUGAAGCACUACCGGAACCUACUAUCAGCCGAAGCUGAAAGUCUUGUCCCGGAGUGUCCAAGGCUACGCGUGGUGCUCAUCGGGAAGACAGGCGUGGGCAAGUCCACACUCUGCUCCAAGAUCCUGGGCAUUCCAUACGAGGGCUCGGAUGAACUUCAUGGCCAGCGGACGUCGGCCGAUAGGAUUCAAGACCCGUUGACUUAUCCAGGAGUCAACGACCAUCUCGAGCUGCGCGACUCUGGAGGCUUCGAAGCAGGGGCUGACGACACGAUUAAGGAGACGGUCGAGUACAUCUCGUCGAAUCAGUUGGGAAAUCUUGCAAGCCAGAUACAUUGCAUAUGGUACGUCAUUUCAUGUGCCUCGGAACAACCAAUACAGGCCAUCGACGAGAAAUUCCUCACCGGCCAGCUCGUCAACACAGGCGAGAUCCCCAUCUUUGUCAUCUUCACCAAGUACGAUGUUUUCGUCGAGCAGAUCCAAAGGAAGUACAAACUGUUGGAUAUGCAAAGCGCAGAGGAAAAGGCCUACGAGUGUUUCAAGACCAAUCUGGAGGGACGGCUGAAGAGCAUCGUAGGGGAUAACCCUAGAUUCUCUAUCUGUCGUGUAGCGCUUGUGGACAUGGAAGAAUGGAUGCCCAAGUAUACCACCACAGACGCUAUGGGCUCCCAAGCCCUGGUUCAGAAGAUGACGCAGCAGCUUCGUAGCCGGGAUCUUCAAAUCCUCUGGGUUGCCACUCAGCAGAGAGACAACUGGGCCAAGCUGAUAGAUGGAAUUUCCAACAGUAUCUCCCUCUUCUGGACAGCGCGGCGGAUCACCAAGGUCUCCUACCUUCCGUACAUCUGCCUCGUCGGCCUCAACGUGGUUUGGGAGAUCCUUCACAGCAAAGCCACCAAGUGCUGGGGUAUCGCCUCAUGGAACUCCUUAGAUUCCCACAAAACACUGGACUCGAUCUUUCAAGGCACUGGAACCCCGAAAAUCUGGGCCAAAGCCUAUCUACUGGCAUGUAACUGCUUCGGCUCAACCUUUCUCUCGGAAAUCAGCAGUAUGAUCAUACGAAUGGUGAUAGGGGUUCAUCUCAUCGGAUAUUACAUGCGUGAAUUGCAGGAUCGAAAGGGUUCCGAUUUGACCUCAAAUGAGGUAGAGGCGGCCAUGAGGGACUUUGAGGAGAGUGUCGCUAGGGAUAAGAUGGCGCAUAGGAUAAGCGAAGAGCUCGCGCCCAUUCCCUUUAAGGAGCGAGACUGCACCGAAGACGUAACUAGGGCUGCUAUUCGGGUUGCGAAGGAGGCGGCUGUUGGGAGUUUGGAGUCCCUGUUUGAGGAGAUACGUCGAAAAGAAUGA